Messenger RNA from Solenopsis invicta (red fire ant), 4037 nucleotides. Its product is annotated as chaoptin. NCBI's taxonomy places the organism in Eukaryota, Metazoa, Arthropoda, Insecta, Hymenoptera, Formicidae. The record is from RefSeq and is a predicted model, not a curated record. The transcript is spliced from 10 exons. Gene Ontology annotation, molecular function: protein binding. Bases 216 to 3935 code for a protein of 1239 amino acids.
CACCUGCGCUUUGGAAGUCGUGCACGAGCCGAGUCUUCGACGCGUUUUGUUUGCUCCCUAGUCUCUCGGACAGGAUCAACAACGCCGAGCCAUGAAGGUGUCCUGAAAAUAUCGACGCUUUACUGAGAUGAGCCUCCCGUCUUUUAAGCCGGUUAGAUACAUGUUAGUUUCUGGAAGAGGAAUUCCAUGAAAGCCUGAAUUUACUCCUGGACAAGAUGACAUUUGACGUGAUUCGAUUCACGAAUAUAUUAUUCUUCCUCCUUUGGAGCUGUGGUAAAAUAAGAUGUUACAAUGUUCCUUGCACGUUCAAUACUAUGUGCAUGUGUUGGGUUCAGGAUGACGAUGAUGAUUUUACGAAGAUGGAUAUCAGUUGUAUGGGAGUUCCAUUCGCACGAUUUCCUGAUGUAUCCGUGAGUUAUGUGGCGCAGCUAGAUAUUGCUGGAUCCGGAAUACAAGUGCUGGACAAUGAUGCGCUUGCAAGUUCCGCAGGUGUCGAAGCCCUAGGAUUGGUGAGCAACCGAUUAUCCAGCAUAGGUGACAAGUCUCUGCUAGGUGUUACGGACAGUCUACGUUCACUGGAUUUGAGCUACAACUCUCUUGAGGAUGUGCCUUUCAAGGUUUUUCGCGAUCUAAGGAAAUUAAAUUGGCUCAAUAUGCACAGUAAUCAUUUGACAUCGUUGGAUGGCGACUGGGGCCGUACCAAAGAAACUCUAACAAACGCAUUCUUCGGUGAUAACUCGAUCACUGAAGUGCCUAGGAUCUUUUCGAGUUUCGCCACUCUAGUAUGGCUGAAUCUAGACAGCAACAACAUUGAGGAACUCUUUAAAGAUUGCUUGCCACCAAACAUGCACACUUUAAGCAUCAAUAAUAACCUGUUGAAAGAAUUUCCACAAGCUUUGGGAACUCUGAAAGAACUAACUUGGCUAUAUAUGAGAGGAAACGAUCUCAGGUAUCUUGAACUGCCAGACUUUCGCAGUUCCAAUUUGGAGCUCAUUGAUGUCAGCGAGAAUUCUAUAGAAUGGAUAAAGACACCCAUUCUAAGCAAUCACACUGUUAAGGUCAGAGACUUUAAUCUAGCCGGAAACAAACUGAUCUCGUUGCCAGGUAGAAUGUUCGAUCGUCUCGAUACCAGACGAAUUCACCUGUCAUCGAACAGUAUCAGAAACGUUGACAAGGAUGCAUUUCGCGGUUUGGAAGAUAUUCUCGAAUAUUUGAAUCUGGAGAAUAACGACUUGCUAACGGUACCAACUGCUGUCAGCCAGUUGAGGAUGCUGUCGUAUCUCUAUCUGGCUAACAAUGAGAUUAGAAAUAUUUCCGGUGAGGCUUUUCAAGAAUUUGCGGAACAUCUAAAGGCCCUCUCUCUUGCAACCAACAGUCUCGAUGCAGUACCUGUGGCGGCUUUAUCCAGAUGCCAGAGGCUAUUGCACCUGAAUCUCGGUUACAACAAGAUCUCCCACGUCGAGCCAGGCGAUUUCGAGUGGGCCGAGGACCUUGAGAUCUUAUUGCUCAGAAACAAUAUCCUGACGAAACUGAAAGCUGAAACUUUCAAAGGAGCCGGUAAACUAAAGGAGCUUAGCCUGUCCUUCAAUCAUUUGACGGAACUCGACGACGACUGCUUCGUUGGUCUCGAGGAGAGCCUAGACAUUCUCGAGUUGAGUUUUGCCUUCGCUACAGAUGUCUUUCCUCAGCGUGCACUUAGGCCACUCUCGAAUCUGCGAUGGCUGGUUUUAGAUAACAACAACUUCCAGACAAUCGAGGCGACAGCCUUUUACUCUUUUCAACAACUGCGUUACGUUAACAUGGAAUCGAACAGACUGCAUUACUUGCCCGAAAGGAUAUUUCUUUCAAGCGUGCACCCGGAGCUAAGGGACGUCAAACUCGGAUACAACUUCCUGGAAGCAAUACCGGAAUCAAGUUUCCACAAUUUGACCGAGCUGCUGUCUCUCGACCUAACCGGCAAUCGAAUAAAAGUCUUGGCGUCCGACUCCAUCGUGGAUUGCCCGAAGCUGGUGACCAUAUCGCUGGCUUACAAUCGGAUACAUAAGAUGGAGAGAAACGCGUUAUACGGUUUGUCCAGCCUGCGUUUCCUCCACUUGGAGUUCAAUAAGCUGACCAUGUUGGACUUGGGCGCUAUCUCGGAGAUCGGUGGCUCUGACUUUGCACUAAACGUUUCCUACAAUGCGAUCGCGAGUGUCGAUUCGGGAUCUACGAUGAAUAAUCUCACCAGAUUGGAUCUUGGAUACAAUAAUAUCAGCCACUUAUCGGCGGACACGUUUUAUGGAACGCCCGAUUUGAAAAAUUUAUAUUUGCAGAACAACUAUCUCUCCACAAUUGAUCCUGGGACAUUUGCAUUCCCACAUUUGGAAACUUUGGAUCUAAGCAACAACAAGAUAGACACGUUGCGCAAACAAUCCUUUCACGGUUUGGAGUCCCUUCAGUUGCUGAACCUCGGCAGAAACGAAAUAACGCAAUUGUCGACGGAGCAGUUCAGGAAUCUAAAAAGCUUGAGGAUCCUGAAUCUCUCUUACAAUAAGAUUCGUUCGUUGCCAAAAGAUGUUUUCGAGGGCACCAGAUUAGAAAUUCUUGAUCUGAGUCACAAUAAAUUCACCGUUGUGCCCUCGUCGUCAUUCUUGGAAGUCGGCUAUACUCUGAGGGAUCUCAACAUGGCGGAGAAUUUCCUGGAUCACCUUGACUCGACUGCUUUUCCGACUUCUCAGCUGGUAUCUCUGAAUCUGGCGCAAAAUCGUCUGACUAUUCUGCCAGAUAAUUCGUUCGUUUCUUUGGGGAAAUUACUGAGCCUGAACGUGUCUCAGAACAUUCUCCAGGCAAACUUUAAAGAGCUGUUCCAUUACUUACCAGAUCUCAGACAUCUUUACUUAGCUAAUUGCGGUCUUAGGAGCGUACCACUACUGCCAUUAACGAAUUUAAAUAUCUUGGAUUUAUCUUUUAACAAUGUUGACGAGACUACUGACAAGCAGUUUCAGUACCUGGAAGGUUUAAAGAUUCUUUUACUGGUAAAUAACUCGUUGACAAUGAUGCCCGGUGUCAGAUUGAACCUUCUAAGGGAGCUGGAUGUUUCUGGCAAUCCUAUCGAGGAACUGACAAAAGAGAGCUUCUUAGGUUAUCCGAGAUUAGAGAAAUUAAACUUAAGAAACUUAAAUCGAACCAGGUCAGUGGACAAGGAUUGUCUGCAAUCUUUGAAAUACUUAAAACACCUGCGAAUUCAAACGUGGCCGCAGGCUGAUGGGUUUCAUCUACGUCAGUUACUGUCCGGCUUACCGCUUCGAACAGUCGAGAUUCAAGUGACGGAGCACCUGCUGAAGCAUCAGAUACAAAACGUCUUCACAAAACAAUUGAGAGAAUUGACGAUCACCGGAAGCGAUCUCGAGUGGAUCUCGUCCGAGGCAUUUUCUAGUAUCGAAGGCGGAGAAUUGAUAUUGAGAAUCAAAGAUACGCACGUUCAACGACUACAGUCGGAUAUUUUUUUAUCGUUGACAAAGAGAUUGUCACAGCUUACCUUGGACCUAAGAAACAAUCAUAUCAACGAAUUAAGUCCGUCGAUAAUUUACGGAAAUCUUUCCUGGGAAACUGUGGGGACCAACAUGGUGGCUGGUGGACUACAAGUAUCGGGCAAUCCGCUCGAAUGCGACUGCGAGAUUGCAUGGCUGAGUCUGUGGCUGCGCAGGUGGCUCAGAGAGUCCCGACAGAUUCAUACGGCGUCGCAAUCGGAUGCUAGACAACUCAGGACCAUAGCCGGCCGAGCUGUAUGUACGGAAACAACUCCGUCUUACUCUUCUGACAAAGUCCUGCUAACUCUGGGUACGCCGCACACCGCUUGCCAAGCGUCGGCCCUCAGCUCGGGAAAUUACGAGCGGCUGGCGACUGCCUGGUUGGCCUUCGUUAAGUUCUUCAUCCUCGUAUUCAUCGCCAAUUAACUGCGAGUUUAUAUGACAUUUUCCUGAGCCUAGUCUUCGAAAUUCACAACGUGAUCUUUUUUAAUGUAAGAUUUAUCAAUAAAAGUAGUUAAAUAAUUAUGA